Messenger RNA from Ctenopharyngodon idella (grass carp), 1665 nucleotides. RefSeq names its product troponin T type 1 (skeletal, slow) (gene tnnt1). The record is from RefSeq and is a predicted model, not a curated record. Gene Ontology annotation, biological process: slow-twitch skeletal muscle fiber contraction; regulation of muscle contraction; sarcomere organization. Gene Ontology annotation, cellular component: troponin complex. Gene Ontology annotation, molecular function: troponin T binding; tropomyosin binding. NCBI's taxonomy places the organism in Eukaryota, Metazoa, Chordata, Actinopteri, Cypriniformes, Xenocyprididae. The coding region runs from base 628 to 1446 and encodes 272 amino acids. The transcript is spliced from 15 exons.
AACUGUGUGCUUUAAACAACAAAGAGAGACACUUUUGAUAAAGACCAUCAUGUUGAUAUCAUGUGACAAAACCUGAGACCUCUAAGAGCAGUCUGUGGUUUGAUGAGUUCAAAGACUCUCCGUUUGGUGCAAACCUACAGGAAACACAGUGUCCACCGUCGGUGGUGUUUCUCUUCAUCUGUAGGAAAUUGAAAGCUUUUUGGUACUUUGAAAGAGCCAGAUUCAACAUGGAUGGAGGAAAAUAUUCUGAAGAAAAAUAUGGCCUGAAAAAAGAAGUUGUGUGAGGUCAUUCUCCCUGUCUCCCCUAAUCCCUCAUGGUGGUCAUCUUUCUGUCCCUGGGUUCAUUUCUAAUCCAUCCAUGGUCCUAUACCGUAGCUGCUAACACCCUCCAUCUGUCCCUGUCCUCAUAUAAAAACAACCCAUUGUCCCGCAUUACAAAACUCUCAUAAUUCACGGGGACUCUCCUCUCAUCCUUUGUGAGCCUGUGUUUUAUCCUUUUCCACUGUGAAUCCAUCCUACCAUCACCAAAAGUUUCAUCAUGUCUGAUGUAGAGGAAGAAUAUGAGUGAGUAAUGUUUCUUCUUUUUUUUUAAUCAUUACUGACUGUUUGACUAUUAAUGGGUGUGUAAUGUUUACUCAUUCCUAUUUCUUCCCUAAAUGGCACAUUAGGGAACAAGCAGAGGCAGAGGAGGAGGAUGCGGCUGCAGAGGAUGCCGGAGCAGAAGAGCAGGAGUAUACAGAUUAUCAAGAGGAGACUCAGGAAGAAGAGGAGGAAAGACCCCGGCCCAAGCCCAUGGUUCCACAACUUGCCCCUCCAAAGAUUCCAGAGGGUGAGCGGGUAGACUUUGAUGAUAUUCACCGAAAAAGAAUGGAGAAAGACUUUCUGGAGUUACAGACUUUAAUUGAUGUCCACUUUGAGCAGAGGAAGAAAGAGGAGGAAGAGCUGAUCGGUCUCAAGGAGAGAAUUGAGCGGCGGCGGGCAGAACGAGCAGAGCAGCAGCGUGUUAGAGCAGAGAAAGAAAGAGACAGACAGACGAGGAUUGCGGAAGAGCGCCAGAGGAAAGAGGAUGAGGAGGCUAAGAAGAGAGCAGAAGACGAGGCCAAGAAGAAGAAGGUUUUGUCCAAUAUGGGGGCAAACUUUGGUGGCUUCUUAGCCAAGGCAGAGCAGAAAAGAGGGAAGCGUUUGACUGGACGAGAGAUCAAGAGAAAGACUCUUUCAGAGAGACGCUCUCCUCUUGGCAUCGAAAAUCUCCGAGAGGAUGGGUUGAGGCAGCGAGCUCAGGAAAUGUGGAACUGGAUUUAUCAGCUGGAGUCAGAGAAGUUUGACCUCUUGGAUCAAAUGAAGAGACAGAAAUAUGAGAUUGUUGUUCUGCUGAACAGGAUUUCUCAUGCUCAAAAAUUCAAAAAAGUCCAUGGUAAAGGAAAGGUCGGAGGUCGCUGGAAAUAAGACAUUGGAGAAAUUCUGAAAAGCCAACAUGGAUGCUUUUACUUCUGAUUCUUCUGACAAUUUCACAGUCUCUGCAAUGAAUAACAUUUCUGAAUAUGUUCAAAACCUAUCUCAGAUCUGAUGUGCUUGGAUUAGAUUAAUCACUUCUGCUUGUUUUAUUCUCAUUUGUAAGGCACAUUGGAUAAAAAGUGUCUGCUAAAUAAAUAAAUGUAAAAUGCA